GACUGCGCAUGCGCGGCGCGGCCGGAAGCGGCGGCCCGCGGCGGAUGUUGACGCUGCGCGGCCGCGGAGCUCCGUAUCGAGAUGGCUGAUGAUAACGAAGACCUGCAGGCAGAUGAAGAGCUCCCGGCUCCAGCUGAGGACAGCUUUGAGCAGCUGGAGAACGACAGCCCCGCGGAGCGCAGCGGGCACGUGGCCGUCACCGACGGGCGCUGCAUGUACGUCUGGGGAGGCUAUAAGAACGCCCAGGUUAGGGGAUUUUAUGACUUCUACCUGCCUAGAGAUGAAAUAUGGAUCUACAACAUGGAAACUGGAAGAUGGAAGAAGAGUAAAACAGAGGGAGAUGUUCCACCUUCCAUGUCAGGAAGUUGUGCCGUGUGUGUAGACAGAGUGGUGUACCUCUUUGGAGGACAUCACGCACGUGGCAAUACCAACAAGUUCUACAUGUUGAAUUCCAGAUCCACGGACAAAGUGCUGCAGUGGGUCAGAGUAGAGUGUCAGGGGGUACCCCCUUCAUCAAAGGACAAACUUGGCGUUUGGGUUUACAAAAACAAGCUAAUAUUUUUUGGAGGUUACGGUUAUUUUCCUGAAGGGAAACAACGGGGAACUUUUGAAUUUGAUGAAACCUCUUUCUGGAAUUCAGGUCUUCCGAGAGGAUGGAACGACCACGUGCACGUUCUGGACACUGAAACUUUCACUUGGAGCCAGCCCAUAACUACGGGUAAAACUCCGUCACCACGAGCCGCUCACGCCUGUGCUACCGUUGGGAACAGAGGCUACGUGUUUGGUGGCAGAUACAGAGAGUCCAGAAUGAACGAUCUUUACUACCUGAAUCUGGAUACGUGGGAGUGGAGUGAAAUAAUCACGCAAGGGAUCUGCCCCGUCGGCCGAUCAUGGCAUUCCUUAACACCGAUUUCCUCGGAUCACCUCUUUCUCUUUGGAGGAUUCACCACUGACAAGCAGCCAUUGAGCGAUGCUUGGAUUUAUUGCAUCAGCAAGAACGAGUGGAUACAGUUUGAGCAUAACUACUCUGAAAAACCAAGGUUGUGGCACACGGCUUGUGCAAGUGAAGAGGGAGAGGUGAUCGUCUUCGGGGGCUGCGCCAACAACCUACUUGCUCAUUCUAAAGCUGCUCACAGUAACGAAAUACUUGUGUUUUCUCUACAACCGAGGUCUCUCGUAAGGCUCUGCCUGGAAGCAGUCAUCUGCUUUAAGGAAAUGCUGGCCAGUUCCUGGAAUUGCCUCCCCAAGCACUUGCUGCACAGCGUCAAUCAGCGCUUCGGAAGCAACAACACCUCGGGCUCCUGAGCCCACGGAUGGGCAGUUCUAAGAUGUAAUAAUUUUACCAAGCGUGGCAAACUUAAAACUUGUCUAAAUUUAUCUGUAGCGUGGUAGGUAGUUGCUUCUUGCCUUUAAGUUGCAUGUGAAUGGCCUAGAGAGAACCUAUUUUUGUGUAAAGAUGUUUGCAAUAAAUGUAUUUAAUGCAAGUGGAGCUGGAUGCUGUGCUUAAGCUAAAACUAGUUCUGGGUUUGUCCACCUUGAUGCAGGCGUGAGGGCAAAGCCCCAGCAAGGAGAGGGGGUGUGGAAAUGGGUGGUGGGGUCCCUCCUCGAGGAGUUUAGGGGUUGUGCAGGAACUACCAAGGCAGGCCCUGCCUAGGGGGAGUGUUGCUUUAGUCUAGGCUGACGAUUGCCGUGUGGACUGAGCAGUCCUGGUUUAGUCAGGUUCCUGGUUAGGAAACUGCUUAAAAGUUUUGCCACAAAUGCUUAAGGGCAGAGAAACAGGAUUUGGAAAUUGUACAUUGUCAUAAACCUUCAGGUGUUAAAGCAUCACUGCUCUCUGCGUGGUUGUAGUUCGAGUUUGGGUUUUUGGGUUGGGUUUUGGGGUUUUUUUUUUUUUUAACUCUUUUACAUUGUGGAGCUUCAAUUGUGACCCUUUAGGGAGCAGAUAUUCUGCCCCGAGAGCGGAACUGAAAAGUGGUUGGAGCUGGUUGGUGGCUGUGACAGGCCCCCGGGAGAAAUGAUGUUUAAGGUGUCCUCAAAGAAAAAAAAAACACACAUUAAAAAUGUUGAAGUCUAGAAUAAAAUAACUCCUGUAUUGUAA
This is a messenger RNA of Athene cunicularia (burrowing owl), 2098 nucleotides long. It is a transcript of the gene KLHDC2, whose product is annotated as kelch domain containing 2. The record is from RefSeq and is a predicted model, not a curated record. NCBI's taxonomy places the organism in Eukaryota, Metazoa, Chordata, Aves, Strigiformes, Strigidae. The transcript is spliced from 14 exons. Gene Ontology annotation, molecular function: protein binding. Bases 82 to 1305 code for a protein of 407 amino acids.